This is a messenger RNA of Arachis duranensis, 387 nucleotides long. RefSeq lists its product as uncharacterized. Bases 1 to 387 code for a protein of 128 amino acids. The record is from RefSeq and is a predicted model, not a curated record. The transcript has a single exon. NCBI's taxonomy places the organism in Eukaryota, Viridiplantae, Streptophyta, Magnoliopsida, Fabales, Fabaceae. Gene Ontology annotation, molecular function: protein binding.
AUGGAUGGAGCCUCCAAGCAUCGAACCCCCUAUGGGCGACGUUCGGGACCGGCCGGAUCUCCGCUUAAACUACUCCCACGUGACAUCUGGGUGAGGAUUGCGACAAAGGUCGCAAAUAACUCUAUACAAGACCUUCUCAACUUGGAGUCGACUUGCAAGGUAUUUUUUGACGCCGGGCGGUUGGCCGUGGUAUACAAGCAUGCCAUGGUGUGGAACAUGCCGUGGGUUUCCUUUCUAAGGUACCCGGACCGGGCGGAGAGACAGUUUAUGGAUCGGUGCGUCGAUGCAGGAAAUCCUGAUGCAAUUCUCAGGGACGGAUUGCACGAGUAUUUCUUCAUGGCUAGACGUGACGCUAGAAUGGAUCUACUUACCAGUGCUGUAUCAUAG